Molecule: messenger RNA, 255 nt
Organism: Rotaria sordida
Lineage: Eukaryota; Metazoa; Rotifera; Eurotatoria; Philodinida; Philodinidae
Source: the annotation of a GenBank genome assembly
AUGAAUAUUAAAACACGUUUAUAUCGUUUACCGGUAUUAAAUGAUUAUAUUAAAUUAGAAUCAAUUGGUUAUAUUACUGCAGAUGAUGAACAUAUUUCAAUUAUCGAAUGUGAGUCUGAAUAUAGAGUUGCUAAACAAAAAGCUGUAAAAACUUUCAAUAAUAUUUCAAAUAAAUUAAAACGGAAAAAAAUUGUUAAUUGGACUCAUAAUCUUGAUGCAAUUGACGAGGAUAGAAUGUUUGAUACAUAUGUUUAA